Poecilia latipinna (sailfin molly) is the source of this 3482-nucleotide messenger RNA. RefSeq names its product p21 protein (Cdc42/Rac)-activated kinase 5 (gene pak5). The transcript has 12 exons. Bases 299 to 2572 code for a protein of 757 amino acids. The record is from RefSeq and is a predicted model, not a curated record. Lineage: Eukaryota; Metazoa; Chordata; Actinopteri; Cyprinodontiformes; Poeciliidae. Gene Ontology annotation, molecular function: ATP binding; protein serine/threonine kinase activity. Gene Ontology annotation, biological process: apoptotic process; protein phosphorylation; cytoskeleton organization.
GUGGAGGACUGUUGUCAGAAGACAGGGCUUCCUUGACCAGACUGGCACAAUAGUUUUCUUUCACAGCUGCAACAACAGAGUCAUGACAUUUUGUUCUUGUGACCGGGCACUGCGCAAAUUCCCAAACCAACAGAAUCACAAUAGGGCACACACAGAGGUCCCAAUCACAGACAGGACGCUCUGAGAGCAGUGUACUUUCAACCUCAAGCUGGAUGCAAACGUGAAUGGUGGAAAAUGUUAUCAUUUGGUGGCUGCAUUCGCCCAUAUGUGAAGAGACGGUUUGCCAGGGUUUUCCAGCAUGUUUGGGAAGAAGAAGAAACGGCUGGAGAUCUCAGCCCCGUCUAACUUUGAGCACCGGGUCCACACGGGGUUCGACCCGCGGGAGCAGAAGUUCACCGGGUUGCCACAGCAAUGGCAGAGCCUGCUGGCCGACACCGCCAACCGGCCCAAGCCCAUGGUGGACCCCUCCUACAUCACCCCCAUCCAGCUGGCGCCAAUGAAGAUAUCUCCCCAGAAAGUCCGGUCGUCUGAAACGCCGUUGCCCAAAACCAUUGUUCGAGGGAACCGGCCACCCAAAGAUGCAUCUAUUAACGGCCUGCUAGAGGAGUUUGACAACAUUUCAGUGACACGCUCCAACUCCCUGCGAAAAGAGAGCCCACCGGGCGUCCAGCAGGCUGGAAUCAGCUCCAAACCUCUAGGCAGCGGACAUCUCGCCGCUCUAGAGGAGAAUGGAUUCAACCACUACUACUCCCGCUACUCGUGCGAUCUGGAUACCUCCAGCAGGGACUUUUCCCUGGAAGCCGGCAAGCCAAGCUUCUCCAUAGAUGGAGACUGGGCUGUUGGGAGGCAUUACCGGUUCACCAAGCAGAACGGCCAUUCCCACCCCAUCCGCAGCCCCUUCUACCCCGACGCCAUGCCUCAAAAAUCAGACUAUGGGAAGCUCCCGCCAGACUACCACACCUAUUUGGAGAGCAAAGGGCGCUCAGCCGAUGAGGUGGCCUCCACGGUUGGUAGCGGAGUGGGCUCCAGCGGCUACUACCGAGCGUCAGUUGGGGGCUCGUCCAGUCAGGACUACCGGGACACUUCGGUUGGCACGCCUUCCCGGGCCUCUCUCCACAGCGAGCAGAUCAACUACCCGGACAGCGAGUGGAGCUAUGGCGGCUUGAGGGACGAAUAUGACAAGAGACCCAAGAGCUCCUACGUGACCCAGACAAGCCCGACACCAGCUAUCAGGCAGCGAUCUCGGUCAGGGUCCGGGUUGCAGGAGCAAAAUGUUCCCUAUGCCGCCAGCGGGGCUUUGAGGAACCCUCCUCAGGCCCACCCUUACAGCUCCUACACCUACCCUCGCCUCUCCGAGAGUCUCGCCAAUUCGCAAACGAUAGGCAAGGGGGAUUAUGAGCGUUCAUUGCGUGACGAAAGUCCCCAAGUCGCAGGUGGCGACACCUACCUUCGAGGGCCUCUCAAGCUACCUCAGAGCCACACCAAACCACCUGGCUACCCACCAGCACACCUCCCUUAUCCCCCCAUGUUUCACCAUUACAAGCCCUCUCCGUACCAUCAUCCCCCCUCCCAGCCCAGCCCACCGUACACCCCGCAGGGGGCCUACUCGCAGCCUUCAUCCCCUUACAUACCCCCAGGGGCUUAUCCUCCUCCUUCGUGGGGGUCAAGCUCCGACACGCAGCCUUCCAGAGUCUCCCAUGAGCAGUUCAGAGCUGCACUCCAGCUGGUGGUCAACCCAGGCGACCCUCGGGAAUACCUGGACAACUUCAUCAAGAUUGGCGAGGGCUCCACGGGGAUCGUGUGCAUCGCCAGCGAGAAGCACAGCGGCAAGCAGGUGGCGGUCAAGAAGAUGGACCUCAGAAAACAGCAGAGGAGAGAGCUGCUCUUUAACGAGGUGGUGAUCAUGAGGGACUAUCAUCAUGAAAACGUCGUGGACAUGUACAACAGUUACCUGGUGGGAGACGAGCUGUGGGUCGUCAUGGAGUUCCUGGAGGGCGGGGCGCUCACCGACAUUGUGACUCACACCAGGAUGAACGAGGAGCAGAUUGCCACGGUGUGUCUGUCGGUGCUGAGAGCUCUGUCCUACCUGCACACACAGGGCGUCAUUCACCGAGACAUAAAGAGCGACUCCAUCCUGCUGACCAGCGACGGCAGGAUCAAGCUGUCAGACUUCGGCUUUUGUGCCCAAGUUUCCAAAGAGGUGCCGAAGAGGAAAUCUCUUGUGGGCACUCCCUACUGGAUGGCACCGGAGGUCAUCUCAAGAAUACCUUACGGGACUGAGGUGGACAUCUGGUCUUUAGGCAUUAUGGUGAUCGAGAUGGUAGACGGAGAACCCCCUUACUUUAACGAGCCCCCUCUGCAGGCCAUGAGGAGGAUACGAGACAACCUUCCCCCACGGCUAAAGGAAUCCCACAAGGUAUCGUCGGUGCUGCGGUCCUUCCUGGACAUGAUGCUGGUGAGGGAGCCAUCGCAGAGAGCCACUGCCCAGGAGCUCAUCCAGCACCCGUUCCUCAAGAUGUCCGGACCGCCGUCCUGCAUCGUUCCCCUCAUGAGACAUUACCGCCAUCGUUGAUCUCCUGGCCUAAUCGCGUCCUCUUCCACACUAAAAAAAACAGCAAAAAAUCACAUGCUUACUCACCCCCCUUAAGGGUGGCACCGCCUUCACCCAGUCAAAACAACCUACUGCGUGAUGGCCCGCCACUAACACCUGUAACCGUAAACGUAGAUUAGCUCGAGGAAUAUUUAAGAAGUAUGUUUAAAAAACACACGCACACAGAAAAGAAGAAGGAGAAGAAGAAGGAGAAGGAGCUAUCGGGACGUUCUGUUGAAGCGUGAGCCGGUUCGCGACGCUGCACUCUUCUUUCUUCCCAGACUCAAGAGUCUCCAGCUGCACGUAGACUCAUAGUAGCCAUCAGCCUUCCACAGCUUCUGAAGGGUGCGCUGAGUUGCUGGCGAGGCAGAAGGACCUAAGUGACCCCCACUGCUCCAAAGCAGAGCAGCAGAGGGCCAAACAAUCAGUGUGAAGAGAGAGGCUUCUGACCGCCAUCGGUCCAUCAUUUAGAGAGGGACAGGCUGCGUCCUAGCAGCCGAGGCUAGCUCCGACAAGGUCACUCACAUCCCUCUCUCUUCCUCUCUCUCUUCUCUCUCUCUCUUUCUCUCUCUCUUUCUCUCUCUCUUUCUCUCUCUCUCUCUCUCUCUCUCACACACACACGUCAAAACGCGAAAAUGUAUUUUAGAAAAACCUGUAACAUUUUCUGUACAGUUUUGAUAAUUUGCAGUAUUUUAUCGUGUCGUAACUAUUGUGAUAUGAGCAGUAUUAAAUAGAAUUUCUGCAGAGAUCUUUCCUACUGUUUAUAAUCCAGUUUUUGCUUAAAGAUAUAAGAGAUAUUCCAAAUAAAUCCAGCUAAACCUAACUGUUACUAAAAGUACUUAAUAUAUUUAUGAUUUCAACAUUUGUAGACAGAACUUCCAUUAAAUGUUUG